Passer domesticus (house sparrow) is the source of this 2154-nucleotide messenger RNA. It is a transcript of the gene BACE2, whose product is annotated as beta-secretase 2. Gene Ontology annotation, biological process: amyloid-beta metabolic process; membrane protein ectodomain proteolysis. Lineage: Eukaryota; Metazoa; Chordata; Aves; Passeriformes; Passeridae. Bases 113 to 1669 code for a protein of 518 amino acids. The record is from RefSeq and is a predicted model, not a curated record. Gene Ontology annotation, molecular function: aspartic-type endopeptidase activity. The transcript has 9 exons. Gene Ontology annotation, cellular component: plasma membrane; endosome; trans-Golgi network.
CCUCCUCCUCCUCCCCCCUCGGCUGCUCCAGUCUGGCAGCCAGGCGGCCGCUGCCUCCGGCCGGAGCCGCCGCACUUGGGAAGCGACUCCCGGCCCCGGCGCUGCCGCCGGGAUGGGGAGGCUGCCGGCGGCUCCCGGAUUGCUGCUGCUGCUGCUGCUGCUGCUGGCGGGCACGGCGGGGCUCUGCCGGGCGCUCUUCUCCCUCCCGCUCCGCGUGUCCCGCCCCGCCGCCCCCGCCGCCCCGGUGGUGCUGCGGCCGGCGGGCGGCAGCCGGCAGCAGGAUGCCCCCGGGGCUGCGGACGGCUUGGCCCUGGCCUCGGAUCCUGGCGGCACGCUCAACUUUUUAGCCAUGGUGGAGAACCUCCAGGGAGACUCCGGCCGCGGCUACUACCUGGAGAUGCUGAUCGGGACCCCGCCGCAGGCGUUAAAUAUUCUGGUUGACACUGGGAGCAGCAAUUUUGCUGUAGCAGGUGUGCCUGAUCCUGAUGUCACAUCCUACUUCAAUCCUGAGCUGUCAAGCACAUACAGGUCCCAAGGCAUUGAGGUGACAGUGAAGUACAGCCAAGGCAGCUGGACUGGAGUUCUGGGCACAGAUGUCAUCACCAUGCCCAAAGGACUCUAUGGCAGCUACACCAUCAACAUUGCCACCAUCCUGGAGUCAGAGAACUUCUUCCUGCCAGGGGUUAAGUGGCACGGGAUCCUGGGUCUUGCCUACGAUGCCUUAGCCAAGCCUUCCAGUUCUGUGGAGACAUUCUUUGAUUCCCUCGUGAGGCAGGCAAAGAUCCCCAACAUUUUCUCCCUGCAGAUGUGUGGUGCUGGACUCCCUGUUUCUGGAAGUGGUACCAACGGAGGUAGUCUUGUGCUGGGUGGGAUUGAGCCGAGCCUGUACACGGGGGAUAUCUGGUACACACCCAUCAAGGAGGAGUGGUACUACCAGGUGGAAAUCCUCAAGCUGGAGGUGGGGGGACAGAACCUCCAGCUGGACUGCAGAGAGUACAAUGCUGAUAAAGCCAUAGUAGACAGUGGAACCACUCUCCUUCGACUGCCAGAGAAAGUCUUCAGUGCUGUGGUGCAGGCAAUAGCUCGCACGUCCCUGAUACAAGAAUUCUCUUCUGAAUUCUGGACUGGUACACAGCUUGCAUGCUGGGAUAGAACUGAAAAACCUUGGUCCUUAUUUCCCAAACUCUCCAUUUACCUGAGGGAUGAAAACUCCAGUAGGUCGUUUCGGAUCUCUAUCCUACCACAGCUUUACAUUCAGCCCAUCCUUGUGAUAGGAGAUAAUUUGCAGUGCUACCGAUUCGGCAUCUCCUCCUCCACAAACGCUCUGGUCAUUGGUGCUACAGUCAUGGAAGGGUUUUAUGUCAUCUUUGACAGAGCCCAGAGGAGAGUGGGCUUUGCAGUGAGUCCCUGUGCAGAAGCGGACGGCUCGCCCGUCUCUGAGAUCGAGGGCCCUUUCACCACGGCAGACGUGGCCAGCAACUGCGUCUCCAGCGUCUCCUUCCACGAGCCCGUGCUCUGGAUCGCCUCCUACGCCCUGAUGAGCCUGUGUGGGAUCAUCCUGCUGGUGCUGAUGGUGCUGCUGCUCAUCCCGCCGCGCUGCCAGCACCGCUACACGGACAACGACGUGGUCAACGACGAGUCCUCCCUCGUGCGCCACCGCUGGAAAUGAGAGGCUGGAUCCCAAAAACAGACUUAAAAACGGGACCAAGGACAAAGAGCUCUGCCCAGGGGAAGAAGCCAAUGCCUCCUCAGUCCCUUCUACGUUCCUCCAAAACGCUGUUGAAAAUCCCACCAAAUACCCUGCAUCGUGACUUUUAUAGCUUUAUUUUCUAACACCGGUUCUGAACCAAAGCACUGUUAACCACCUCUGAAGUGCUACGGUACUGGAUUUGCUACUGCAGUACAGUGAGCCUUUAUGCUCUCUACAGUACCUUCUUUAAAAAAAAAAAAAAAGAAAACAAGUUUAUAAAAAAAGAUAAAAAACCACGCCGUGAUGUUCUUCCACUGUCUGAACAAAAUUGUCCAUCUCUCUUUCACAAAAAAAAAAAAGGAGCUGUCAGUAUUUUCUAACUAAUCGAGCCCUGACUGUAGAAAAAGAGAAAAAAUAAUAAUCUUUCUUAUUAAUUGCAUUAAAUGAAUACUGCUUUCUGUUUA